AUGCGCAACAACAAAAACAAGAUCUCCAUCAUCGCCGGCUCCCUCGUCCUUUCGCCGCCGUGGUCGCAUGCGUCGUCGUCCUCGUCGUCAACAACAACAAGUCCGACGACGACAAGUCCCCCUCCCCUCCCUCCGGCGGCACCUCCACUCCGUAAAUCCAUCCAGACCGAUCUGCCAGCCCGCCGCUUCCGCGACAGCUUGCCGAGGAAGAGCUCUCCAAAAGGCAGCGGGCAACGCCACGACACAAAGUCUCAUCAAAGUCGCCUCGAGGUCCCAUCAGAGUACCUCCGCGAGGAGUUACAACCACUCCGGCUCCUCGCGGAGGCCGCCAAGGACCCAAGAACGCCGCGCCUCGAAGACUGCCAGGCCAGCUUCGAGAACGCGAUAAAGGACUACGAGCGGCGGUUGGACAGCUUCAUGGGCUAUCCCCCGCGACAUGGCCACGUCGCCUGGGACAUCAACACCGUCGUCACCAGCGCAGUUUCGAAACUAUGCACGACUGCUCGGACGGCCUGGCCGACGACAAACAAGGCGGCCAAGCGCUCAAAGACGCCGCAACAAGACGCUGGAGAUCGGCCGGAACGCGAUGGCGAUAUCGCGCGAGAUCGAGAAGUUCACCGGGGACUUCAACCUGUCGGACAUGUUCGGGGCGCUGGCGGACAACAGGAGCGUAGGUCUCUUAGAGGGAAGAAGAGAGGCAUGUGCGCCGGCGGACCUGCCGCGAGCACGGGGGAGAUAUGGACGAAGCCUCCGUUCGCCGUCAGAGUGGCCCAGGAUGGGAGCGAGCAGUUCAGGACGAUCAUGGAGGGGCUGGGCGCGAUGCCCAGGAAGAACAAGGAGUACGUCGUGAUGUACAUCAAGGAAGGGGUUUACAACGAGCACGUUGAGGUUGAUCGGACCCUGAACAUGCUGGUGCUCGUCGGUGAUGGGCCCACCAAGACUAGGAUCACCGGCAAUUUGAACGUGCAGAUGGGGGGCAAGAUGAGUACAUCCAGGACCGCGACCUUCACCGUGAUGGCUGACGACUUCAAUGUGCCAAAAGGACAUCGGCGUGUUCGAAGCAAACACGCGGAUCGGCGCAGGUUGUUGAUGUAUGUAGGCGAGCCCUUCCGCGUGUAA
This is a messenger RNA of Asparagus officinalis (garden asparagus), 1119 nucleotides long. RefSeq names its product probable pectinesterase/pectinesterase inhibitor 58. Gene Ontology annotation, biological process: cell wall modification. The coding region runs from base 1 to 1119 and encodes 372 amino acids. The transcript has 3 exons. The record is from RefSeq and is a predicted model, not a curated record. NCBI's taxonomy places the organism in Eukaryota, Viridiplantae, Streptophyta, Magnoliopsida, Asparagales, Asparagaceae. Gene Ontology annotation, molecular function: pectinesterase activity; pectinesterase inhibitor activity.